This is a messenger RNA of Didymodactylos carnosus, 1965 nucleotides long. The record is from the annotation of a GenBank genome assembly. Lineage: Eukaryota; Metazoa; Rotifera; Eurotatoria; Philodinida; Philodinidae.
AUGCCGAACGAAAGCUGGCAAACAGUUGGAAAAUCAAAGAAGAUUACAACACCAUCAAAAAGUGUAACAAAUAUACCAAAAGCUGAAGUGAAAAAUAUCAAAUUGUCAGAUAGUGCAUUUAGUUCAAUGAGACAAAGAGAGACUGAAGAUGGUGAAAAAGACGAAUCAACGGUAACAAAUAUAGAACAAUCAAAAUCAACUUCCGUUGUAAAACCAUCAACACUAAAGCCGUCGAAAACACCGACAACAAUUAAUCUAAAACAAGCAUUGCAAAAUAUUGAUGUUUCGGUCUUGGAAAAUGAAUAUUCAUCGACUAAUGAUAAAACAUCUGCAACUUCUGUAUGGGUUGAAAAGGUUAUAUAUGCCUUUAUUGAACAAAUCAAAGAUGUAACAACGACUGAUCCAAUAUUUGCAAAAGAAGAUAAUGAUUAUCCUAUGAAUGCAUUAAAAUCGCCUGUUCGAGAUUUUUUAUCAAAAAAUUUCAAACAACAAUCAAUUUUAAAAGCAAUCAAGAUUUGUCGCGAAAGUUUGUUAAACACCAGUUCAGAUUCAUCCGCCAUAGUGGGUUAUCAAGUAUUAUUGCAAUUUUUUAUUCGACACAUUACUGAUCAAUCAGAUCGAAUUUUAAACGAUGUUGAUACUGUAUCAAAAAUGUUGAAAAAAUAUUCAUCUGAUAAAAUAAUGCGUUUAUUGUGGUGUUAUAGUCAAUUUCGAUACAAACAACCUGGUUUAGCGUUAGAAAUUUGGUUCCGUUUAUUUUAUCCGUUGAUUGAAAAUCGAGUGUAUAAUCAGUUUGUUGUCGAUGAUUUGGCUCAAUUGACAAAACGAAAUUCAUCAUAUGAAGAAUUGUUGAAACCUGAUAAUCAAUUUAGUUUAAAGACUUUUCUAGAAUUUAUGGAAUUCAUUGAUCGACCCAAUCCGGCCAUUACAAAACAAAUGAGAUGUUCAUUGGGACAAAGUUGUUCAACUAUUCAAGAUUUGUUUAUCAAGGAUUCAAAGAAUUUGUCUAAAGAUGGUAGUAAUUAUUUUAAAAUUUUAUUUCCACUAUUGAGUGAUAAUAAACAACGUUCGGCAAAGAAUCAAACUCAAAUUGACCGUAUGAUUAUGGCAUGUUUUGAUGAUAAAACUGUAUCAAAUACAUGGUUAUCGUUACAUAAAUCUUAUCCAAAGUCAACAAUAUCGCUAUUGAAUGUGAUUAAAACAAAUUCAAAACAAGUACUAAGUAAUCCAAAAGAACGACAUUCGCUUAUCCAACAAUUACGAGCUAUAUCGAGUGAUGCCGUAAAAUUAAAUGAUGGAAAACAUACUCCACAUGAUGAAUUUUUAAAUUUAUACAAAGAAAAUGACACAAUUACAAGUCGUGCACAAGGAAAAGGAAAACGUCGGUUUUUCAAAUUGACAUUAUUCCUCAUGGCAUGUAUCUCAUUAUAUUAUUUUUGGCCAUUAAUAACAUUAACUUUAUCGCCUUACUUCAAAGAUCAUCUUCAUCAUUUUCAACAUCCGGUUAUUCUAUCAAUGAGAAAACAAUUACAGACGAUUGAAAUACAGACAAAAAAAACACUUCAGCCUUAUUUAAGAAAAAGUGAAGAAUAUAUACGUUCGAGUGUUAUUGCUGCUGAACCUUACGUGGAAAUGGGAUAUAAUCAUGCGCGAAAACAAGUGGAUCAUGUGUGGAAAUACUUACAAUCAUUACAAGGUCCAGCGAGUGAAUUAGCAAUUGUUCUUGCUGAUCAGAUUCGUCAAAUAUCAUUCGUUAUUUAUGAACAUUGUAUCAAAUAUUUAAGUAUUUUAUUCGAUAUGGGUAGUCGUUAUACUGAACAGUCUGUGAAUAUUUCAAAAAUAUAUGUUAAACAACUUUAUGUGAUUUUGUAUGACCAAUGGGAACACUUGGAUACAACAGAUCUGAAAAUGAAAGCAGAAAGAUUAAUCAAAACAAUCAAAACACGAUUUUCAUCUUCUGCCUAA